This is a messenger RNA of Carya illinoinensis, 3305 nucleotides long. RefSeq names its product magnesium transporter MRS2-5-like. The coding region runs from base 1493 to 2749 and encodes 418 amino acids. Lineage: Eukaryota; Viridiplantae; Streptophyta; Magnoliopsida; Fagales; Juglandaceae. The record is from RefSeq and is a predicted model, not a curated record. Gene Ontology annotation, molecular function: magnesium ion transmembrane transporter activity. Gene Ontology annotation, biological process: magnesium ion transport. The transcript has 6 exons.
GCGUUAUUAUCUUGCUUGCCAAAGGCCCAGUGGCCCAUCAAUGAAUUCUCUCAUUUUUCUUUCCUUCUUUCGUUUUCUUACUGUUAUUUAGAACAUUUACGCUAAAAUGUGCCCGCAUCGAUUUGCAAAAUGUUCAAGAACUGCAUCGUGGUAGCAGGCCCCUGAGGCCAUGUUUUCAACCGAGGGUAUUUUCUCUGUUCGCCGGACGGGGAAAGAAAUCUGUGUUUUCUCUUCGAUUUUUUUGAUAAGUAGUUUUCUCUUCGAUUUUAGUUAACCAACCUAUCCUUAGAUCAGCUUUGACAACCUCUGAAACCAAUCUUCGAGAGGUAUGUUUGUUAUUCUUCCAUCUCUUCAUCUGGGCUUCUCUGUGAUUGAUUGUUUUUCAUUAUACGGGUUCUGUGAUUACCGAAUAACCGUCAAGAAUCGGCUGAUGGGUUUUCAUUUCAUGCUUUUAUUUUGGUGAAAAGUUACGUUAUCAUUGGUUGGGGUUUGGUGCCACUGCAGUAGCUAUUAUCUGUGUUUCCAUUUGUGUACGAUUGUUAUAGAUGGUGGGACAAUAGGUGCAUUGAAAUUUCUGAUAGGGUUCUUAAAGAACGAAAAUUUUGGGUUUUCGGUGUUUGAAAACCGAAAAUCAAAGUUGCUCGUGCUGCUUUUCAUCUGGGUUGGAAUGCUCCAGGCAAAACUAUUACUUUCCGUCAGUGGCGCGUGGAGGAUUUUAGCCAUUUUGGCAAGUCGAGAUGCGUUAAAGAAACUCAUUGGUUUUUUGUUGCUUUCGGUUUUUAUUUCUUAUUAAACUUGGUAAGCAACAUUGUUUUUACAGUUAUUUGGACGAAUUUUAUCAUUGAUACUAAAUAUGUUUUUUGUUAAUAUGGCUUUCAGUCUCUUUGAGCUCUCCUUCGUUAACUUAGUCGAGCUAGUUUAGUUUUGGUGUCGUGAAAUUGGAAAGAUCUAAUCUAAAGACUAAAUGUUCUUUAUAGUUUAUAACCAUUUCAAUUAAAAUGAUAGUUCUCCAGACUAGUCAGAGUUGAUUGCUUCUCCAUUGAAGUGAUGGUUUUAGGGGAUUUGUUCACAUUUAACGUUGCCCCGCUUGGUUACACAAAUGAGAUGAGAUGAGAUAAGAUGUUUUAAAUAGUAAUAAAUAAAAUAUUGUUAUAAUAUAAUUUUUGAAUAUUAAUUUUGUAUUGGGAUUUGAAAAAGUUAGAUUGUUUAUUAUAUUUUAUAUUGGGAUUUGAAUAAGGUGUAAUGAUGAGUUGAGAUGAGAUGAGAUGAGAUUUUUGGUUUUGGCUAACCAAACAAGAAUUUUCAGGUUUUAUAUUCAGUGGAUGAGGUUAAGUUCGGUUGAUCUGGUUUCAAAUUUGAUCAUUGACCUGCUUGCACAAGCAAGACUGUGCUUAUGACAUAGUGACAUUUAGAUACCAUCCAACGUAUACUGACGUGGGCAAUGCUCAACCAAUUCUCACCCAGGAAGCAGAGCAGGAAAAAGUAAAAACUAAUGGGAAAACCACGGUAUCCUUUUCUUUCGCCUGAUCUUUCUGAAUCUGCAUCUUCUCAGAACACUGAGAGGUCCAAUUUAGAUGAGAAUGGAGGUCGCGGGUCUAGUCUUACUGCAGGCGUGAAGAAAAGAGGUCAUGGGAGUCGAUCUUGGAUUAAAAUUGAUAAAAAUGGCACCUCAAAGAUUUUAAAGCUCGACAAGGUCACGAUAAUGAGACAUUGUUCUUUGCCUUCCAGGGAUCUCCGACUUUUGGACCCUUUGUUCAUUUAUCCUUCUACAAUAUUAGGACGGGAGAAGGCUAUUGUGGUCAGUCUUGAACAGAUCAGGUGUGUAAUCACUGCUGAUGAGGUUAUCCUGAUGAAUUCCUUGGAUGGAUGUGUUGUUCAGUACAAGUCAGAAUUGUGCAAACGCCUUCGGAGGAACAGAGAUAAAGCUGAGGAUCUGCCUUUCGAAUUUAGGGCAUUGGAGCUGGCUCUGGAAUUAAUAUGCAUGUCUCUAGAUGCUCAGGUAAAAGAACUGGAAAGGGAGAUAUAUCCUGUGCUAGAUGAAUUGGCAACAUCUAUUAGCACUCUUAAUCUGGAACGUGUGCGUAGACUCAAAGGCCACCUCCUUGCCUUGACUCAGCGAGUUCAGAAGGUCCGAGAUGAAAUAGAGCAUCUUAUGAAUGAUGAUGGGGAUAUGGCAGAGAUGUAUCUGACUGAGAAGAAACAAAGGUCAGAGGCUUAUCUGUUAAAUGACGUUUCUGUGCGAACUGAUACCUCAGGUGGGGCCAGAGAGGUUUCAAAAUCUGCUCCUGUUUCACCUGUGGGGGCCUUCAGUGGAGCUCCAUUUUUGCAAAGGGCUUUUAGUAGUAUCAUGAGUUCAAGCAAACAUGGAAGCUUAAUGGGUUCAUCUGACGGAGAGAACAUUGAACAACUGGAAAUGUUGCUUGAGGCAUACUUUGUUGUCAUUGACAAUACCAUGAGCAAGUUGUUAUCGCUCAAAGAAUACAUAGAUGACACUGAAGAUCUGAUCAAUAUUAAACUGGGCAAUGUUCAGAACCAGCUCAUACAAUUUCAGUUGCUUCUUACGGCUUCUACCUUUGUGGCUACGGUAUUUGCUUCUGUAACCGCAGUAUUUGGAAUGAACUUUGCAGACUCAAUUUUUGACUGCCCCUCUACUUUCAAUUGGGUUCUGGUUAUUACUGGUUUUACCGGUGGGUUUUUGUAUGUUUGUUUCCUAGUUUAUUUAAGGCAUAGGAAAGUCUUUCCGGGGUAAAUUCUGUUGUGAACUGGAAUAUUUACAAUGUAAAUAAAGGUACAAGGUUCUUACUUUGGAACUGUAAUUCCAUUGAGGGUGUCUUCCCUCUCUAUCUUGCCAUCCUCCAGUUUUCACUUCGGUUCAUGUAUUCUGGUGUUCCGUCCCCUGGAAGCAGGAAUUGGUUCAAUCUAAGCCAGGGUUUGCAGAAAAGGUAUUUUACAACAUAUGGUGCUAUUGAUCAGGACACAUGAAGGAAUGGUACUUUGGCCAUCUGAUCACCGGUUGAGUUGGUUAUUCGGCAGCAGCUUCUGCAAAGCUAUCCCUUAAUGGUUGAAGCACUGUCAGCAGUUGCAUAAUGUCUUGAACCUACGAGCUGUUGGGAUUCACAAGUUCAUCCUUCAACUAAACUGGGAGGCCGUCAAAUUAGUUGAGGGAAUCUCCAUGUCCUCUCUGAAUAUGACUUCUCUGUAAGGGAUUUGGGUUUCUUGGAGUGGGAGAGAGACGCAUGAAGUGGAAUUCACACAUGUAUAAUUGUCACAGUAAAUUUCUACAGCACCCUGUUUAGAUUUGGAAA